Molecule: messenger RNA, 3720 nt
Organism: Phaethon lepturus (White-tailed tropicbird)
Lineage: Eukaryota; Metazoa; Chordata; Aves; Phaethontiformes; Phaethontidae
Gene: CSPG4
Product: chondroitin sulfate proteoglycan 4
Exons: 2
Source: RefSeq, a predicted model, not a curated record
GAGCUGCUGGUGGAAGACGGCAGAAUGACGCUGACCAUCGACGGCCUCUUCAACAGCUCUGUGGACAUCGCAGGGCCCGUACGGGAGCUGGACAUCCAGUACGGCCUCUAUGCCGGUGGGACAGGCAGCCUUGACCUGCCCUACCUCGCCGAGGCCAGCUCACCCUUCAGAGGUUGCCUCCACUUAGUGACGUUCAACGGCCUGGAUGUCCUCUCCCCUCUGUCCUCCGACGGCAGCUCCAAGAUCUUCCACCAGGUCCAGGAAGGGUGCAGCACGCAGUUCUCUGCGGAACCCGAGGACCCCUUCGGGUUCCUGGGGCCACACUCCUACAUCGCGUUUCCCACGUGGGAUGCCAGGGAGGAGGCAACCAUUGAGUUUGUGAUAACGACGAGCGUCACCCAGGCACCCCUCAUCUAUCACGCAGGGCUGGAGAAUGACUUCUUCUACCUGGAGAUCUCCAACGGGCGCCUGAGAGGGUUUGUUGAGAAGGGGAACGGCGUCAUCGUCCUGCACAACAAUGUCUUCAUCAGCGAUGAGCAGCAGCACUAUGUCAAAGUCUACACAGACAUCCACAAGUUUGAGAUACUGAUAGAUUACUACGCCUCAUCCACGUCCAACCGGGGCAUCAACAACUACCUGGACCUUCAGGGAAACCUCUUCAUCGGAGGUAUGAACGAAAAAGCUCUGCAGAGGCUGAGAGAGCAUCAUCUGGCUUUCAUCUCGGUGUGGACCAUGACCAACAACUCGUUUGUUGGUUGCCUGGAGGACCUGCGGAUAAACCUGCAGAGGAGGAGUCUGCAGGAUGCCGUGAUCACGAAGGACAUCACAUCAGGCUGUGGAAAGCAGGAGCACUACUGGGACUACGACGAGGUGUACGAGCAGGACGAGGCACCCACCUCCCCACCUCCAGAUGUCUGGUCAGGGGCACCGGGCCUGGUGGUGGAACCGUGCCGGCCAGACAAUAGCUUCCCACCCGCCUUCGCCAACAUCAGCAGGCUGCUGCACGUCAGCCCCCUCAUCGUCUCUGAAGGGGGCACGGCCUAUCUGGAGUGGAAACACACCCAGCCAACGGUAGACUUGAGUCUUGCAAACAUCCGGCAGUCCCAAAUCCUCUUUAGCAUCACCAACGAUCCUAGGCACGGCCAGCUGGAGCUGGACAUUCCUGGGUCCAGGAGCAGAAGGAAGUUCACCUUGUUGGACAUUGUGAAUAGGAAAGUCAGGUAUGUCCACGACGGCUCCGAGGGGCCCAUGGACCAGCUGAUGCUGGAGGUGACGGUAACUGCCCAGCAAGGGGUCCCCGAGUGCUUGCGGCAGGGGCAGAUGUACCUGCUGCCCAUCAUGAUCAACCCCAUCAACGAUGCCCCACAAGUGAUCUUUCCCGAUGGGAACCACAUGACAAUCCUGAAGCACACACGGAAGCACCUGACCACAGACAUCCUGCAGGUCCUAGAUGAUGACACGUCCUGUGAUGACCUCGAAUUCCAGCUGCAUGGUGGCCAGCAGAUGGAGGAGGGUUAUGUAGAGUAUGACUUCCACCCUGGAGUGCCCAUUGAGGAGUUCUCCUGCAGGGACCUGGAAACAGGCAACGUAGUCUACGUGCACCAAAGCGGGACAAACUUACAACUCACCUUGCAGGUGAGCGACGGCACAGUCCCAAGCCCCACUGCCACCCUGAGAAUCCUCGCCAUUGACCCUGACAUCCACCUGCGCAACAACACCGGCCUCUCCAUCGCCCAAGGAGGGGCUGCGCGCAUUACCACAGCCAACCUGUCAGUGGAGACGAAUGCCGUGAAACAACGGGUUGCCAUCCUGUAUGUCCUCACAGAGCCCCUAAGGUAUGGUGAGGUCCAGAAGCAAGGGAGCAUGGGAGGGGAAUGGAAAAAAGUCGAGUCCUUCCACCAGCAAGACUUGGAGCAAGGGCGCAUCCAGUAUUUCAGCACGGACUCGGAGCACCGGCUGGAAGAUGUCAUGGAGAGGCUGAGAUUCAAAGUCCAGGUGGGGCAGAAAGUCUUGCAAAACAACACCUUUCUCAUAAGGAUUAAAAGAGCCACCAUUAAGAUGAGGACCAUGGUCCCCCUCCAGAUGAAGAACAAGCGGCACAGAAACAUCACCAGUAAGGAGCUGGAGGCAAUGUUGGAAGACCCAAACUCUGCCCCGGUCCCUUUCCACUACCUGAUAAUCCAGGCUCCCAAAAAGGGAAACUUGGAGCUGCUCGGCAACAGGCUGACCGAAGGCUUUGGAUUUACCCAGGACGACCUGCAAAGAAACCACCUGAGCUACAGCGCGACCAUCAGGAACUCUCAGCAAGCCGAGGACACCUUCCAGUUUCGUGUCCACGCCGGCGAGCAGCACUCUCCCAUCUACACCUACACAAUCAGCAUUGGCGGGGACCCCGACGCACCAGCCCUGACCAACGUCCUCCUGACCGUGCCAGAAGGGGGGCAAGCUGUCAUCUCCAAGGACCACUUGUUUGUACAGAGCAUGAACAGCAUGGACUACCUCUACGAAGUGAUUGAGGGGCCAGCACACGGGAGGCUGGCCUGGGCUGCGUCCCCCAGCUGGGCCUCCAGAGAGGAGAUCAUGGAGUUCACCAACGAUGAUAUCCUCCACCACCGGCUGCUGUACCAGCACGAUGACUCCGAGACACUGGAGGAUGACAUCCCCUUCGUAGCGAUCAGGCAAGGUGAGGGGAGCGCUGAGCCCGAUGCGGAGGAGGUAAGAGGUGUUUUCAGGGUCUCCAUCCAACCCGUCAAUGACCACACCCCAGUCCAAGUGGUGAACAAGGUCUUCAACGUGGUGCGCAAUGGGCAGCACCUGCUGACGACAGACGACAUCGCCUUCGCCGACGAGGACUCUGGCUUCUCUGACACGCAGCUGGUGCUGGCGAGGAAGGACAUUUUGUUUGGCAGCAUCGUGUCUGUCGAUGACAGAAGCCAUCAGGUCUAUCGGUUCACGCAGGAUGACCUGAGGAAGAAGAAGAUCCUUUUUGUCCAUUCAGGGGCUGACCGGGGGUGGAUCCAGCUACAGGUCUCAGAUGGCCUCCACCAAACCACGGCCCUCCUGGAAGUACAGGCGUCAGAUCCCUACAUCAAAAUAGUCAACAACACCGGUCUAGUCAUCCACCAGGGGAGCCGAGGGAGCAUCGACUCUUCUGUCCUCAGCCUGGAGACCAACAUGGACAUCAGGUCAGAUGAAGAGAUACGGUUCCUGAUAACGACCCCCCCAAGGUGGGGGACUGUGCUGAGAGGGGAGCAGCCGGUCGUGGCCUUCUCCCAGAGGGACCUGCUAGCAGGGGAGAUCUCCUACCGCCACAACGGGAGCAGGAACACCCGGGAUGAGCUCCAGUUCACUGUAGAAGCAAACGAGGUGGUGGUGGAGGACACGCUGGCCAUCAGCGUGUUCUUGGAAACCCAUCCCAGCCCCCUGCGUAUAGUCAACCACAAGGAGAUACGUGUCUUCCAGGGGGAAGCAGCUGGGAUCAAGGAAGAGUCCCUACUGGUGGCCCACGAAGAGAUCCUUCCCCAGGACAUAGUCUACCUGGUGAGCAGCCCCCCAGCCUCCGGCUUCCUGGCAAUGCUUCAGCAUGGCCGAGACUUGAACGAGCAGCCCAGCCUGGACCCCAUCCAGUCCUUCACCCAGGAGGACAUCAACGAAGGCAGAGUCCUCUACCUCCACUCCAAGCCAGAGGAGGAGCACGACCAGUUUGUCGUAGACAUCACG